UGAAUGACAGACAAAUGAGAUUUUUAGUUGGGGUGGGAGUUGUAAAGUUCUUCUUCUGAAUGAAUUUAUUUCUAUGGUUUGUUGUUCUGCAUUUUGCAAAUUGGCCAGAACCCAGAAAUAAUUACUUUCAAUCUUAAUGACAAAAUAAUUAAAUAAAUUUUCCUGGUAUGAUACUCAGUUCAAGAUGUCUCUAAACCAAAAGUUUUCAGAAACUAGUUCUUCCCAGAACAAAGUUUGGAAACCAGAGCUUUACAAAAUUCAACUUGAAGCUCCUACUCCAAAGCCUUUGUUAAGAAAUCGUGAACUUCAAGGCACUCCCUCAUUUUAUGGGCAAGAGUACCAUGGUUUAAUGGGACACCAGGAAGUUGAAAAGCUUUUAGAGAAUAGUGUCGAUGGGACUUAUUUGAUACGAAAAAGUCCCAAAGCAGAAGACUAUUAUACUCUAAGUGUGAGGUUUAAUAACAAAACCAAACACUAUAAAGUUUAUAAUAAACCUGGAAAGGGUCAUUAUCUGCAAGAGACUUCCAAAAGCUAUGACACAAUACACGAUUUGGUAGCCGAUGGACUAGUUAAUUUUUACAUGGCAUUGCAUGCUGCCCCUAUAAUUCAAGGUAUGAUGCAACAGACCAAAAACUGCUACAACAAUAGUCCCUACAUGACACUGAAUCGUCGAAAACUAAGAGCACUUUCGAAUGAUAUAAGAAAUUCGAUGAAAGAGAAAGUAUCGGCCGAAGUCAUAUCGGAAAAAGUUGCUUUUGAGGCUGAUGUAUUGCCAGUUGUGUAUGAAAAAAAUCACAAAUUUAAAGUUCACACUUUUAAGGGUCUCAAUUGGUGUGAAUUUUGUGCGAACUUUCUGUGGGGGUUUACUGCUCAAGGUGUUAAAUGCGAGGAUUGUGGGUUUAUAGCUCAUAAUAAAUGUUCUGAGCUUGUUCCAGCCAAGUGUGUUCCAGAUCUGAAGAGAAUAAGAGGUGUUUUUGGAACAGAUCUAACAACUUUGGUUACGGCUCACGUUUGCACAAUUCCGUUUGUUAUAAGGAGAUGUGUGGAAGAAGUUGAGUGUCGUGGAAUGUUGCAAGAAGGAAUAUACAGGGUAUCAGGGUUUGCAGAUGAAAUCGAAGCCCUCAAAUUGGCUCUAGAUCGUGAUGGGGAGAAAACUGAUAUGUCAGAAAUGGCUUAUGGAAACAUAAAUGUUAUUGCUGGAACAUUAAAGUUGUAUUUGCGAUUAUUGCCAGUUCCACUGAUUACAUAUCGAUCAUAUCCUACAUUUAUGAGAUCUGCACGGCACAAGGAUUUGAAGGAGCAAAUCCAAAUGAUGAAAGAUGCUAUAAAGGAACUUCCACCAGCGCAUUUUAAUUGUUUGAAGUUCAUGGCGGAGCAUUUAAAAAGAGUUGCAUCACACUAUGCUGUUAACAAAAUGAACGAACACAAUCUUGCUACGGUUUUUGCACCAACAUUGAUAGCUACACCACAGCACAUGACCAAUCUAUCGGAAGAGAUAUUUAUGCUCUCCGCAAUGAUAACACACUGCCAAGCAAUUUUCAACUAAAGUGUAAUAUUAAACGAACAAAAAAAGAAAAAAAAAAAAAACAA
Molecule: messenger RNA, 1590 nt
Organism: Episyrphus balteatus (marmalade hoverfly)
Lineage: Eukaryota; Metazoa; Arthropoda; Insecta; Diptera; Syrphidae
Product: beta-chimaerin-like
Exons: 3
Coding region: 185-1546 (453 amino acids)
Biological process (GO): signal transduction; regulation of small GTPase mediated signal transduction; regulation of GTPase activity
Molecular function (GO): GTPase activator activity
Source: RefSeq, a predicted model, not a curated record